Apis cerana (Asiatic honeybee) is the source of this 10175-nucleotide messenger RNA. RefSeq names its product potassium voltage-gated channel protein Shaker (gene shaker). Gene Ontology annotation, cellular component: membrane; voltage-gated potassium channel complex. Gene Ontology annotation, biological process: action potential; protein homooligomerization; potassium ion transmembrane transport. Gene Ontology annotation, molecular function: delayed rectifier potassium channel activity; protein binding. Lineage: Eukaryota; Metazoa; Arthropoda; Insecta; Hymenoptera; Apidae. The record is from RefSeq and is a predicted model, not a curated record.
AUUUGCAGGCUGAUAUCGCGUCGCAGGAUUAAUUAAGACCAAAGGGGAAGGAGGAGAGAGAGAAACGGAGAAGGGAAGGUAGAGAAAGGUUAUCCUCGCGAUCGUGGACGAAAAGUUUGCUGCGGUGCCGGAUCACCGGUGCGUGACCUCCGGCUCUAGUCACAUGAUCACCGUGCGUGAUUUCGUUGCUUUCCACGAGAAGAGGAUGCACAGUGAUCGUUGGAGAGGAUUCCUCUAGUGAUCCGAACGUUGGUGGUGCCGAUCGGUCGGUCGGUGUCGACAGUGAGUUGCGAAGUCACUUGCGUCUCGUUUGGUGAUUGUUCGACGUUUCCAAGUGGACGAGAAGAGAAAGAGAAGUAGACGUGCAACGUGAUUUGCUAGCGCGCGGCCGUGUUGCCAAUGUCAAUGUUAAACAGUGCUUGGAGGACGGUCACGGUGAUACACAGUUCGUAUAUAUUUACGUCCGUGUGUCCUCCUUUGUUUGGCGUAUACGGGUCGCGCGAGUGGAGACGGAGAGUGAGAUAGAUGGCAGUCGAACGGGGAAGACGAGCAAGUGGCAACGUCGCAAUUAGUUGGAAUUAAACGUCCGCGCGGAAAUGUCGAUCGGGAUCGGGAGGUGGAUGAAGGUCGAGAUCGAGCUUGUGCGUGACCACGUAUCCUCAUCGUGGAGAACAACGACCGUGUGGCUGGCUUGAGGCCAAUACAAGUCUAGUUUAAGAGGGUGAACGUGAAAAUCAGGUGGAUAGUGGGGGUGGAGGUGGACUCGAGGAGGGAGAAUAGAAGGAAGGAAGGAAGGAAGGAAGGAAGGAAGGAAGGAAGGAAGACUUGGUGGGCGACAAAGACGUUUUCCUAGUGAAUUUAUUCGUGGUUUUGAUUAUAUCCUCUGUGUGCAAGAUGCGCUCGCGACGCCGUGACGGCGGCUGAAGAAAACGAGCGGCUCGUACAGCCCUCGAUUCCACGUGUCGACCCGUCCUUUUAUUUUUUUUCUUUUCCAACGAGACUCGACGAGAAAGCGCACUGCGGAGUCACCUCGUCCUCGCUUAUCUCCUCGAGGUUUUACCGAUUCGCCGCGAGAAACAGUCAAGAUCACGCAACGCGACAGCCGUGAAAGAAUAACCCAAGGCGACAGACACGGAGUCACGAAGAAACGCAGGAUUGCAAAAGGAGGGGGGGCGGAAGGAAGGAGGAGGGGACGAGGCAAAGCGAAGAGCGAGCAAGUGGAAGAAGCGGAGAAAAGAGGCGAGAGGGCGCGGUACGAUGCGUAAGAACGUACGUACGUAAAAUUUCAGAGGCCAGAGAAGAGAGAGAGAGAGAGAGAGAAAGAAAGAAAGAAGCCAGCGUGUCGCCACAGAGUAUCGAAACGGGGGUAUAAUAUGCGGUUAGAGGGGAAGGGGUGCGGGGCCGAAAAAGCCUUGUGAAGAAACUAAGGAUUAGAUGGUGGAGGUGCUCGAGGGGCGGGCUAGGGAGCCUACGGGGCCGAUCAAGGCACCUCGCACCUACCCAGGGCCAGGCAGCCCUGGAAACAGCCUCCUCCAAGUCCUCGACGCCGAAACAAAUCCGCAACUGCGUCCGUGGCUGCGUCCCUCUCACCUCGCUUCCGAUGCUCUCUUAAGGUCUCUCGCUCUUCUCCAGACCAGAGGCCAGAUAUCAUCGAGAUCCCGAUUCUCGUCGAGCGUGGUGGUCGAGGGCAGUGACAACCUCGUGGACAACCUCGGCCUCGAUAGGCCGGGGAUCGAGAUCGCGGCGCGGCAAGCCGCGAAUCGGUUAGGUGGGGAGGGGCAGGAGCGUAGAAGAAGAAGCAGGCGACGGGAAGUGGGCAGGAGAGACGGGAGUUCGGCAAGGAGUGGAUUCGACGGCGAGGAAGGGGGCUCUGACAUUGACAGUGGAAGCGGCGGGGAAGGGGGGGCGAGCGGUGAGGCUUGGAAGAUUCGAAGAUCGGAUCGGUGGUGGGCCGAGUGCGGAUCGGGUAGAGGGGACAAGAGGGCGGUCAGGGGGGAGGAUAAAGAGUGGUGGUGGGUAAAAGUGGUGCAGAGGAGGGGAGUGGCCGAGGAGGCAAGGCCGGAGGAUCGUGCGGAGCCCGGGAAGGGCUCCUUAGGAGGGAGCGAGACUGGCGAGCGCAAUGUGGCAAAGCGGCGGCAUGGGCGCCCAUGCGGCCAACAAUCCAUGGAUGAAAUUAAUGGGCAUUGUCCACAAGGAGAGAAGGCAUCACGAUUCGGGCUCUGCCGCUGCCGCCGCUUCCGGUGUUCAGGGCUCUGCGACCACGGGCAGCAACGACCGGACCCUCAAUCAAUCGCUGCCGAAACUCAGCAGCCAGGACGAGGAUGGGCCGAACCCACAUACCCAAUACACAGGCGUCACGCAGUUCGAGCCCAUACCGCACGAUCAUGAUUUUUGCGAAAGGGUCGUCAUUAACGUGAGCGGGCUACGGUUUGAGACGCAGCUGCGUACGCUGAAUCAAUUUCCGGACACGCUCCUUGGCGAUCCGCAUAGGCGUAUCCGAUACUUCGAUCCGCUUCGCAACGAGUACUUCUUCGAUCGGAAUCGGCCCUCCUUCGACGCGAUACUUUACUAUUACCAGAGUGGUGGCAGGCUCCGUCGCCCGGUCAACGUUCCUCUCGAUGUCUUCUCCGAGGAGAUCAAGUUCUACGAGCUGGGCGAGCUGGCCACCAACAAAUUCAGGGAGGACGAGGGGUUCAUCAAGGAGGAGGAGAAGCCGCUGCCGUCGCACGAGUUGCAGAGGAAGGUCUGGCUGCUGUUCGAGUACCCGGAGAGCUCGCAAGGCGCCCGGGUAGUGGCCAUAAUAUCCGUGAUCGUGAUCCUCCUCUCGAUCGUGAUAUUCUGCCUGGAGACCCUGCCCGAGUUCAAACACUACAAGGUCUUCAACACGACCACGAACGGCACGAAGAUCGAGGAGGACGAAGUGCCGGAUAUCACGGACCCGUUCUUCCUAAUAGAGACUAUUUGUAUCAUCUGGUUCACGUUCGAGUUAUCGGUGCGCUUCCUCGCCUGUCCAAAUAAACUGAACUUCUUCCGUGACGUAAUGAACUUCAUCGACAUCAUCGCGAUCAUUCCUUACUUCAUCACCCUCGGCACAGUGAUGGCCGAGGAGGAGGAGACGCUUGACCUACCAAAGGCGCCGGUAAGCCCGCAGGACAAGAGCACGAACCAGGCGAUGUCCCUGGCGAUACUCAGGGUCAUCAGGCUCGUAAGGGUGUUCCGGAUAUUCAAGCUGUCCAGGCAUAGUAAAGGCCUUCAGAUCCUCGGCCGUACCCUCAAGGCCUCCAUGAGGGAGCUCGGCUUACUCAUCUUUUUCCUAUUCAUCGGUGUGGUGCUAUUCUCAUCGGCGGUAUACUUCGCGGAGGCCGGCUCCGAGAAUUCGUUCUUCAAGUCCAUUCCGGACGCGUUCUGGUGGGCCGUUGUCACGAUGACGACCGUGGGCUAUGGUGACAUGACGCCCGUGGGAGUCUGGGGGAAGAUCGUGGGCUCUUUGUGCGCGAUCGCUGGUGUAUUGACGAUCGCCCUUCCUGUACCCGUCAUUGUCUCCAACUUCAACUACUUCUAUCAUCGUGAGACUGACCAGGAAGAGAUGCAGUCGCAGAACUUCAAUCACGUGACCAGCUGCCCGUAUCUUCCUGGUCAACACUUGAAGAAGAGCUCGAUGUCAGAAUCGUCGUCGGAGAUAAUGGAGCUGGAAGAGGGCAUAUUGCUCACUCAUCCCGAGAUUACGAAGAAGCCCAACUGCAACCCUCGCCAUAAUAACAAUAUUAAUCCAGCCUGUAUGAGCAUCGAGACUGACGUCUGACUACUAGUGAAGGAGACUGUGGCAACGUGGUGGCCAAUGCUGGGACGUUUAUCGAAGAACAGCUACAGCUUCUUACGGUGCCUGACGUAGGCCUCCUUCACACGUCGUCGUAGUCGCGCUAGCUGCGAUCGCUAACGAUAGCGCGUGUACGCAUGCGCGCUGGCUGUUAGCUCGCACGCGGCUGCGCAUGCGCGCGCGCGCGCCAACCCGCCGUCUGUCCAUAAAUUUGUCAAUACGAGGGGUGCUUCCAAUCCAUUUUACCACGUGUCAACACGAGACAAGAAGAAAAAGAAGAAGAAGAAUAAAAAAAAGAAAGGAUGUGAUGAAAAAACGAGUAUGCGAGGGAAUUCAACGACCAAGAAUCGGCUGGCUGAUAAUCGAGUGCCACGGUAAUUUUUUUCCAUCAGAAUUCGAGAGUGAAAAAAUAUAUAACGAAAGAAGAAUACGAAGCAGGGAUAUGGAAAACGUCAAGGGACGACGUUAAACGACGUAACUAUAUAUAUAGGGGGCUGAAAUGAAGAGCGAAGAAAAAGUGAAAAGUAAACGAGGAAAGAGGUGGCAACGAGAGUUUCGAUCGAGAGGAACCGUGUGUCGAAAAAUAUCGGGACAGCCGUUUCGAAGGUGUUUACGGUAUAAACGCACCCCACGUAGGGACUUACAUGCUAAUAAGGGGAUGGAUCGGCAUGUUUCAGUCGCUUGUCCACUUCCCACACCACCGACUCCAGUGUUCAAUACAAAUGAUAACAAAUAAAUAAAAAAAUAAAAAAAGUAACAAAUAAACGGUAUAAAAAAACGAAACGAAAGGGGGGGAAGGGGAAGAAGAGUGAAGACGGUUUCGCGAACUCUAAAAAAUAAAGAUAAAUAAAUUUAAAAAAAAAAUAAAAAAUAAAACGAAAAAAAAGUAUAUAAGAGAACGUCGUCGAGCCUUACCCCCCACCGAUGUUCGCGCAAAUGGCCGGCUAACAAUGGCGGAUCGAAGGGGGUAUCCAGCCGGCAACGAAACCAGGGGAAUCGUACCAGAUAAUACUAAUUAAUUAUUAUCGAUGUAAAUUAUAUCGAGGUAGGCGAAGGUACGCUAAACAAACAAACAAACAAACAAAAAAAAAUAAUUAAAUAAAAUAUUCGUUUUAAUGAAUUAUAACACUGCGCGAAAACGGACGAAGCCACGAUCGAGCGGAAGAGGAGAACAAAAUGAUGGAGGAGAGAAAGAGAAAGGGAGAGAGAGAGACAGAAAGACAGAGAAAGAAAGAAAGAAACGGAAGGAAAAAUGGCGAUGGUGCUCGCGAUGAGAGGACGGACUUACGGAAGAUAAUAUCGUACGUGUUGCACGGCGAGUAGCUAACUAAAGUGUGUCUUGCAGCGUAGAGACAAGUUUCUUUUUUUUUUUUUUCACUAUGAGCAAAAUACUCAAAGUAAGUCGGAAUUAUAUAUAUAUAUAUAUUCGUAUAUUUCGAACACCGAGAGACCAUUUGGAAUGCAAUUCGUUUUUCGGGGCGUAACACCGUACAUGUACUCCCAUAUACUCCCACACGUAAACACAUUUAUACAAAACUCACUCAACACACGUACACACACAGGAUACACACGAAAUCCAUGACCAACGCAAACAAAAAAGUAUUAUAUACGAUGUUUCAAAGGGAUAGACGUGCGUUGCUCUCGUCGAAUGGUUAAGUAGCGGUAGCCGUCGAUCGUGCACGAAUCACGGAGUUACAUAUACGAUGUAGGUCGAGUUUUAGAUAACAUCGGUGCUUUCCAAGAUCGAGUGUAAAUUCUAUGGAGAAUAUUAUCGUCGAGUUAUUUCGAGAAAAAAAAUAAAAGAACGGAAUGGAAAGUUACACCGUUGUUCCCUAAGACUUAUGGCGUAUUGUAUGUACCUAUUUCCAUAAGUGCACGCUCGAGAGCGAAUCGGAGAACGAGUCGAACCAGGCUCCGAGCUCGAGCCGAGAAACCGAGAAAUAAAAUAAAAAAAAAUUCUUCGAAUCGAGCCGAACGAAUUCCGUUUUUCUUUUCGUCGCGAGAUGACGCGAUAAGAAUUGGAGAAAAAGAAAAAAAAAAAAAAGAAAAAAAGUUGCACGAUGCGAUAAGUUUGCGGGAGGGGAAGAAAAAAGAGGAAAGCCUGGCAAGAUUUGCGAGAGUUGCGUUCAAUGGCCGGAAAGGUGUCUGCCGAUGGCGCGUACAACCGUGUUCAUGCUCCCGAUCUCGCGACGAAUGCCACGAAUUACGCGAUAUUUUCGGUCCUUUUGUUCGCGUGAUUAAUUCAAACUCGAUACACAGAGAGAGAGAGAGAGAGAGAGAGAGAGAGAGAGAGAGAGAGAGAGAGAGAGAGAGAAAGGGAGCGAGAGAGAGUUCGAGUAGUAGCGAAAGCAGUAUCACGCAGAAAUUCGGUUUUAGUGAGGUUGAUUUCACAAGUGUUUCGAGAACGAGAUCAGAGACGAUCCAUGAAGAAUUCGAUUUUGCAAUAAAAGUGGAGAAAGAGACAUGGAGGGAAAUUUUCAAGUAACGAGUAUUAAUCCUUUGCACUCGAUUGUCGUUGGUUUCGUACGAAGGGAUUCGAACGAAGAGGUAAAAUUAAUAAAUAAGUAUGUAGAGUAUUUUGGCAGAUGAUAGAUUUUAGAUGAAAAAAAAAUUAGUAAUAGUUUUAAUAAAAUAUUAUUGUGGGGUAAAAUUUAUUCAUUUGAGAAAAUAAAAUUUGAGUGUAACUCCAUUAUUAGAGAGUUUAUCUUGAUACAUUUUAUAUUAAUAUGUUUAUUUUGAUUAUGAAUCAUUUUUUAUGAUCUAAGGAAUUUCAAGCAUUAGUUAAAUUAGAAUUAAAUUUAGACUCCAUUCUUCGAUGAAUGCAAAUUGUUUUGAAACCAUAUUUUGUGUAGAUUUUGAUAGUUCAUAUGUUUAUAUAAUAAUAUCAAUAUUACCAUUAUCCAUUAUUAAUUUAUGUUUGUUUAUAAUAGAUUUAUAAAUAAAAAUUAGAAAUAUUAUUUUUAAAAUUUACUUUAUCAAUGCUUAUUACUGUAUUUAGACACGAGCACGUUUGAAGUGAAAUUUAAAAUAUUAUUUAAAACAAUAUGUUAUUUAUUUUUUAAUUAUUUGGAAUAAUUAUGUAAAGCAAUUAUUUUGAAUAAUGUAAAAUAUUGUUUCAAACGAUUUCAUUUCAAACGUGCUUAUGUUUAAAUAUAAUAAUCGGCAUAAAUAAAGUAAAUUUUAAAUUUAUUCAUAAUUUUAGUAGAAAUGAUGCUUUUAAAAUUAAUGAUUUAGGAUUAUUUUAAUAAUUAUUUUUUAAUUAAGAUUAGAAAACAAAUUCCUACUAUUUUGAAUGAAUCAAUAUUAUAUAUUUUUUAAUGAAAUGAAUGUAAAUAAAUUUCAAUAUAUUGAUUAUAUGUUAUUAAUGGAUUGAUAAUUGAAAUUAGUAAUUGAAACCAAAUGAUAUAAUAUAGUGAGAUAAUUAUUUUAUUAUAUCAAAUACAAAAUCAUAUUAUUAGAAUUGUAGAUAAAAUAAAAAAAUAAUAAUAAAUGAUAUAUCUGAUGUAUCAAGAUUAAUCAUGAUGUAGUUACAUAUAUAUAUACACACAUUUCUAAAAAUGAAAUUAAUUUCUCAAAUGAAAAAAUUUCAUUCUAUACUUUUAAUAUAUUUAUUCAUUAAAUAAAUAAUUCAUUUAUUAAUUCUCAGAUACUUUAUAUUGUAAUAUAUUUUUAUUUAAAGAGUUACAAAAUUAAUUUUCUCAUUUUUUUUUUAAUUUUUAUAGAAAUUUCAACUGAUUCUGUUAGUACCUUCUACUAUUUAAUUAUUUUCAAAAAUUUUCUUUUGUGAUAAAUAUAUUUCGAAUUGUUGAUUUUUUAAAAUAAAAAAUAUUUUUUUAUGUAUGUAUAUAUAUUGUUUUUUUUCUAUUUUAUAUAAAUGAGUUCAUUUUGUAAAUAAGAAAUAACGAUAAUAAUAAAAAUGAUCUGAGUGCAAAUGGUUAAAAUUUAAAUAAGAUUUUUCGAUUGUGUGUUCAAUUAUAAAAUUAAAUAUAGAAUGGUAAUUGCAAAUAAAUGCCAAAUCGCGAAAUAAUAUACUGAAUAUUCGUAUCAUUACAAAUAUACUUCUUUUGAAUAAUCAAUUAAAAUAAAAUUAAAAUAUUCGCUAAAGAUAAAAAGAUAGUUAAAUAGAAAGAAUUCAAUAUGAAGAAUUUAAUUUCAUUUCAUUUAUUUAUUCUACUUAAAGAUCAAUAUUAUCUUUUUCUUUGUGUAUCUUCCUUUUUCUUUAUUUUAUUAUUGUUUUAAAAUAAUAUGAAAUUUAAAGAAUAUAACUAAUAGAAAUUGAAAAAAAGUUCAAGUAAAAAAAAAUUACUUUUUAGUAAUGGAUAAAAUUUAUCUUCAUUUCACAUUUAUUGCAAAGAAAAUAAUUUCUAUGAAAUUAAUUUUUGAGAUAUCACAAGAAUUUUCAAGUUUCAAUUUUUUGUUUGUUUUUUAAAUUUGUUUACUUCUUAAUUCUUAGUUUGAUAUUUUUUUCUUUGUCUUAUAUUUUAAAAUGAAUAUGUAAAAUAAUUUUCUAACUGUAAAAAAGUAUAUAAAUUAAUGAUAUUUAAUUAUAAUUUUCUUUAAUCUAGUUCACAUUUCUUCAAUUAUAAAAUCAAUAAAAAAUAAUGAUUUUUAAAUGGUUUGCAAUAUCUAUUUUAUUAUCAUUAAAAGAAAAUUUUUAUUCAUUAUUAGAAAUCAUAAAUAACAAAAAAAGAAUUGUCUUUCUUUCGUUUCACUCUAAAUAAUUAGCGGCAAAAAAAUUAUCUUUAUUUUUAUUUCGUUAUUAAUUUUAUGGAAUAAAUCCAGAUAAAAGAGAAAUUAAAAGAGAUGGAAGAGAAAUUGAGAAAGGAGUUACACAUAUGAAAGGAAAUGUAGAAAGAAAAAGAUAUAACAAAAUCGCGAGUUGAAUCAAUGAAAAACGAAUUGGCAAGCCGAAUCGGUGCUCGACGCGAAGCGAGAACACGCUUUCUCUUAUCUCUUCGCUGUCGUCUCGAUGUUUCGCCUCUUUCCCACAGUGGAGGAAAAAAAAAAGCGCAUCACAAAAUCGCAAAGACUGCCAUUUUACCAUUCUCAGUAAAAAAUAAUAAUAAAAAAAAAAAUAAAAUAAAAUAAAAUAAACGAAAGAAAAAAGAAAUGAACAUCGCGUAACCGAUAUCCACGAUUAUUUCGAGAAAUAUCGUCCAUGCUCGAACAUUUUUCCGCUUAAGUCGACCCUUCGAACUGCCGCAUGUCGUACAACGGGCCUUAAUUUUCUCGCGAUUGAACAUUUUGAGGAGAUUCGGGACGCCAUUACGUAUGCCGCGACACAAAAUUCAUCGAUUCGCCACCGAAAACUUAAAAUUCGACAAAUUUUUUGCGCGAACGUGAAAUCAGGAACGUCGAUCCGACGUUGACAAAUAAACAUGGCGUUUCGAUUCCAUUCAAAAAGUAUCAAUAAAAGUGAAAAGGAAUCGCAAAGUUUAUUUUUCUUUUUCUCGGCGAGUCGAUUGCGAAUCAAGAAAUUUCUCUCUCCAAAAAAUUGAAAAAGUUUCGGCUGCCGUUGUACGUACUAGCUGUUGGGCGAUUAAUUCUAAAAAAAUCGAUAAAUAAAGACAUCUCUUCGAGAAAUCGGAACGCGACCCGCACGUAUCCCCAUACGGAUAAUCGACUACGAUGAAGGAGGAAGUCUGACGUUGCAAAACACAAAAAGUGAAUUACAUACAUUAGAGAUUAAAAUUAAGUAUUAAAGAAAAGAAAAAAAGAAAAUAUACGUAUAUAUAUACAUAUAUGUUGUGUAUGUAUAUAUGUAUAUAUAUACAUAUUAUAAACACGCGAUCUAGCAGAAGAAAAAUGAACAAAGUAAUAAGACGCAAGUAUGCAAACAAAAAGAAAAAAAAAUGCGAUUUCAUUAUUCGAUUUAUUAUUAGGUCUUAGAUGCGAAUUUUAUCGAGGAAUAAUUCAUCUAUCUUUUAUUAGAAGAAACGAGCAAAAAAAAAAAAGGUUAGUCGAGAUUUUGAGUUAUGUGAGUUAUGUGAGAGAGGGAGAAAACAAGAAGGAGAAAAUGAAAGUAUAAUUGUACAUGUGUGUUUUUAAAAGAAAAAUCGAUGAGCGUGUGUCGAUAAUGCGAGAAUGGAAGUCAGCGAGGGAACGCGUGAAAAUGUUCGAGUGAAAGGUUCGAACGAAUGGGUAGGAACGAUGGACGAGACAGAUUAAAAAAAAAACAAAAAAAAACAUCAAUUAUACUGAGAUUUACGUUACGCGCCUUUAUUACCGAAAUACUUGAACUUUUCGCCUCGCUAAUUUAGUUAGAGAAAGGAAAAUUUUAAGAUGCGCAUUAAAAUUAAUAACAGCCUAGUUAAAUCCAACAAGAAGGAAAAUCCAACAAGUUGAAAAAAAAAAGAAA